Messenger RNA from Stereum hirsutum FP-91666 SS1, 1434 nucleotides. RefSeq lists its product as uncharacterized. Lineage: Eukaryota; Fungi; Basidiomycota; Agaricomycetes; Russulales; Stereaceae. The transcript is spliced from 2 exons. Bases 1 to 1434 code for a protein of 477 amino acids. The record is from RefSeq and is a predicted model, not a curated record.
AUGCGCGUCCCCUCUGACGUCUAUCGUCGAACACUGUAUGUUGAUGGCACUAAACCGCGUUGCGUUUCUGCGUGGGAUAUCGAUGGCGCGCCGGAGAUCACCGACGCGGGUCCUUUUGCUCGUGCACGCGCGGAGAAUCGAACGUCGCCUUUCUCCCAUCAUCACCCCCGCGCCAUCUUCCUCCCAUCCUCCUCCAUCUCAAUGGGAGCCCUCAAGCGAGCCAGGAAUGCGAGUCAUUCAAGACCAAGAUCAAAAGCAUUCGAAAUCCAACGCCUCCCGGUAGAGCUUCUCCUUGAGGUGUUCGACAUGGUCGCGUCAGUACCCAUCUCUCGUUCUGGGCAUCGUCGAAAUGUCCUCGCAGAGGCUCCGUACAACUUGAUGCAUACCUGUAGAUACUGGCGGGACCUCGUACUCGCACAACCACAUCUCUUCUCUAAUGUGCAUGCCCCCCUUAUACUUGAGGACGCCCGCAUCGGGAACAAGUUCCUUCGGUUCCUACGCAAUUCGAUACGCCGAGCAGGCAGCCAUCCCAUUUCCAUCUUCCUCGAGAUCGAUGCCGGCAAGCUCAACAGCAAGAGAUCAAUCCAAUGGCAUGUCCUCGAUCAGCUACUCUCGGUGUCCACGCGCUGGGAAAACGUUUACAUCUACGCAGGCGAUGUUCUUCAGAAUCAUGUUCUCCGACCAUUGCUUCCUGGUGCUCUUGCCAACCUUACAAGCCUUUACCUCGCAGACCAGUCCGGUCCCAUCUUCCUACCGUUGUUCAGCGAGGCCGUCCGGUCGUCCGGAAGCCUGCGUCGCCUGAGCAUCCGGCUGGAGCCGGAUCUCCUGGACCACAUACCCUGGGCCCAACUGACGCAUCUCCGCCUCCUGUCGAUCCACGGAGACGUAGACAUCUCCGAACUCUUAAAGUUUUUUAGUAACUGCGUUGAGUUAACUAGCUUGGAGAUAUCGGCUUGCGACGCUGAGCCUCUACAGCCGGAGGGUCCGGUACUACCGAUAUCAAUCCCAGCACUUUCCUACCUUGAGAUUGGCCAAGUACUUCAUGUCGAGUGUCUCGUCGACCUCGUUUCUCUAAUACGAUCUCCCGUCUUGCGAGUUUUGAAGGUGAGCACGAGCGACGAAGAGGCGCCCGAUGUCGCAGAAUCACUGGAGGAUGACGAUGACGAAGACGAGGACGAUGAGGACGAGGACGAUGAGGACGAGGACGAUGAGGACGAUGACGAGGAAUAUGAUGGCGAGGACUGGGACGAAGACGACCUGGACCAGGACCUGUCUGCGAAUAUCGGUAGCUUCCUCUACGCCUGUGCGGGAACUCUCAAAGACCUCCACCUGUCUGGACACCUGGGUGUGGAACUGGCGCUCCGUGCUCUCGAAAUCUUUCGAGACACCACUAUCUACGUCAAUAACCUUCGCUGGAACGUCUCGACUCUUUAG